This is a messenger RNA of Oikopleura dioica, 3285 nucleotides long. NCBI's taxonomy places the organism in Eukaryota, Metazoa, Chordata, Appendicularia, Copelata, Oikopleuridae. The record is from the annotation of a GenBank genome assembly.
AUGGAAAGAAAUGCAACAAAAACAGUAGAGCUGGUUAAGAAAUCUAAGGGCGAUAACGAAAAAUUAGCCGCCCUCUUAGUCUUCGCAAAGUCUUCUCCAGAAGAUGAAGGAAUGACCGAAGAAACUCUGACAUCUCUGGUAGACAGCGUUGGUUUCGCUUUUUACGAACGCAUCGUUAAAGCCUCGCUUGUUGCAGAAAAGUACGGAGAGUUCACACAGAUUCUCGGCUCCAUCUUACUACAAGAUAAACGGCUUGUGAAGCGAAUGGAAGAUCUCAAGCUUAUCCGUUACUUUAAUCAUAAUAUAACGUCAACGGAAGCGUUGGAGUGUCUUUUGAAUAUUGCAAUUUAUGAUGGUAGAUUAAUUGAUAGGAAGAUGUUCGCAAAAGCUCUCAAAAAGGAGCUGCCAUUUUCUGAUGACGACCAAAAUUUGAAGCUCUUCCAUCAAAUUAUCCGUUUGAUUGGAUUAAGUGACGAGUUAUUCGCCGUCUUUGAGGAGGAAGAAAAGGCUACAUUUUUGAACAUAUUGGAUCUAUUGGAAGGAGUUGACAUUGAAGAUUACAAGGAGCGACUCUUUCUAAUCUUAAUCCCGAUCAUCCAUAAAAUGAGGGAAGUGGCUUAUGAAAGUACUAGUCGCCGUGAACAAGCAAUGUCUAUGUUGGCGAAACUAGCUCGCAACAUCGGGCUGCCGAAAGUCAGCACACUAAUAAAGCAAGAGGAGCUUGAGCUGCUCAUCCGAAUGAUUAUGAUCGAGCUGCAGCAUUCGCUUGUGACAUAUAAAGAGGAAUCCGCGAACGAACUGGUCGACAGCAAUUUCAGCCUCCAUAACUAUUUCAUCUUUCUCGUCCAAUAUUUGGAUAUUUUCGGUGAUGAGUGCAAAGACGAACAUCAAGUGAUUCUUAGUCGUUUGACUGCGGAGAUGAUGCAACGCAUUGAGAACGAUUUUACAAGCCUGGUUGCUAUCAUAUCCUCUGUUCAAUCUUUCACCCAGUACGAUCUUAUCGUCAAAGCCACUAGCAAAUUUCUGGCGACCUGGCUUGAGUGCGACUCUCGGGCCGCGAAAAGUUAUGGGAUAGCUGAGAAUUUAGUCCUAUUAGUUCGCAGAUGGCAUAAGCAAGGAGAAAUAGUACUGAUGGAACAUUUACUGAAUGGAUUGUACAGAGCAACGAACUCGGAUGAAGCUUGCAAAGUGUAUUUCACGGAACAAAUUGGACUUGCAGAGUUCUGUUUUGAGUUGCUGAAGAAACCAUGCUCAGAGAGGACACUGUUUUUAUGCAACGAAAUAAUUACGGAGUACUUUUCGUACUUGGCGUCCGAAGAUCUAAAACCUCACAGAAUGUGGAUAGCUUUUCCCGUGCUCUUGCUCAAGUUCAACGUCUGCCCCAGUUUAUAUGCUUCAUCGGUUUUGAAGCUUUUCGUGUUGGAAGAAAAGAGCUUCAACAUGGAAGUCAUGAAGAGCAUAAUCAGCCAGCUCAGUGGGGCUUUUAUUGAUGGCAUGUUGCAAAAAGGCUAUGAAGAAAAGUUCCCCAUCGGAGUACAGCCUGAGGUUGAUAUUCGGUGGCUUCGUGCGAUGAAGUACUUGGUACCUGUAAUAAGGAAACACCCUUCAGUUGGAUCGUACAUCAAAAGUACGAACUGGAUCCGCGAAAUUGAACGCUUCCUUCACAUAAUGACGACAUAUAUUUCGGAAUCGGGGUUUGUUAGGGCUCUUUUCCCUAGCAACGUAUUUGUUACGUUCGCCGGAAGAGUGCUUAAACCAGACGCCUUCCUAGCCAGUGGUAUUUUUGUCAAUGUUUCCGCAAGAGUUCUUGGUGGAAAGGGAGGAUAUGGUCAACUCCUCAAAGACUUCGGAAAAGACACGAAGCUGUCUAAAAACACGAAAUCACUUCGUGAUCUAUCUGGGCGCAUCAUUCGUGAUAUUGAUGACAUAGCCGACUUAAAGAAAUGGAUCAAGUCAAAUCCAGAACGCCUAGAAGCUAAAAAAGAAGACAAGCUAAGACGACUUAACAAGAAGCUUGUUGAGCCGAAGCAUCAAAUGGACAACUCCUAUCACUUCGAACAAAAAGAACUUAUCGAGGAAAGACAGAGCUCUGCUUUUGCAGAUCUAAAGCGCAAAAACGAAAAAGAAAAGCUCCGAGAAGUUCCAACUAAGAAGAAAAAAUGGUACGAAUUAGACGAAGACGAAGAAUCAAAAGAAGAGAAAAGGCCUAUCAAAGAUGUUAAAGACGUUCUGUCGCCUUCUAAGCUAAGAGUAAAGCAGCUGAAGGAGCGAAUGGACAAAGAGUCAAUAAAGCUUUUUGGAAAAUCAAGUACCGAACUUGAUAAAGAUCCAGCAGUUGUACUUCAGAAUGGGUCAGUUCGGGUUGCUACCAAUCAAGUGAAAUUGGAUGAAGAGGCACCUAUUUGGGACCCCCGCUUCGACGAAUCUCAAGACCCUGUAAUACUGAAAGAGCUAGCCAUCGCACAUAGAAAUGAGAUUCACAGAAGAGAACAGGAAAAAAUAAAGGUGGAAUCUGAAACGACGGACAAUAAAAAAUCGAUUUGCUCGUUUGAAGACAUCGACCUCGAGAAAGUCGAAUCCAUCGAUGCGUUACUGAAUUACUCACUCGACCAUUUGAAAUUCGCCCUCUCGACGCGCAAGCUCAAAUGUGGCGGCAACUUGCAAGAACGUGCAAAAAGGCUUUUUUCUGUAAAAGAAAAUUUAACGGAGUUCAAUCUUGUGAAUGGAAUAACGGAUGCAAACUCGAACUGCGAUCCAAACUCACCGCUAAUACCAUGCGCGUUUUUGCCUGACGAGCUUGUUGAAUGCAAGCUCAAAAUAGUGAAUCGUGAUACUCGAGAGGCGAUAGGUGAAACACUCGGGUUGAAUGAAAGCGAGACUGCUAUGGAAGCUCUGCCGGAAUAUUGCCUCGAAAGCAAUUACAUGAACUCAUCUUUUGGUUCGCAAAAUUACCAAGAUGUAAAGCGCGUGUGGAGCGAAUGCCAGCCAAUUGAUGAUAAAAUCAAGUGCUGUGGCCCACGUCUCUUCUACCGCAAAUUGCCCUGCUUAAAAUACACACACGACGAAGAUGGAAACUGCCGUUACAACUUUCCCACUGCCGUUAUACUAUCUUUGUUUCUUGGAAUCGGCGGAGCUGAUAGAUUUUACAUGGGUUUAACGCCUACUGCUGUCGGGAAACUUUUUACGCUUGGGGGUCUAGGAAUCUGGUGGAUAAUUGACUUGAUUCUCAUCCUCAACGGAGGCGUAAUGCCUGCAGAAGACUCCAGUUGGUGUCUUAAUUACUGA